UACUAAACAUACAAAGAAGAAAUUAAUAAUGAGUGACAGCGAUGAAAACAGUUUACUAGUUGAAAAGAAACACAUUAUUGAUAAUGACAAUGUGCCGAGCCCACCAGAAAUAGAAAAUAUUAAAGAUGGAACUAAAAAGCUUUACAAGAAAAGUUACACUAAGUUUAUGGGAUGGCGGAAGAAAGAAAAUAUAUCUUCGUUUUCAGAAAACGUCUUACUGACAUAUUUUCAGGAUAUGAGCACUAAAUAUGCACCUUCGACCUUAUGGGCUGAGUAUUCUAUGAUCAAAUCGACAUUGAAGCUUUAUGAAAAGACGGAUAUAUCCAGUUAUGGCAAGCUACUGCAGUUUUUAAAGCAAAAGUCGGAAGGGUAUAAAGUUAAGAAGUCAAAAACAUUUACACCUUCGGAAAUUGAGAAAUUUAUCAGAAAAGCACCUGACGAAGUCUUUCUUAUGGUGAAGGUUGCCGUAAUUUUCGGCGUGCUAGGUGCUUGCAGAAGACAAGAACUGCAAAGAUUGCUGUUCAAAGACGUCAUCGCUUUCAACGAAAUGCUACUAGUCAAUAUAAUGAAAACUAAAAAUAAACUAGACCGAACAUUUACCGUCACUGGUAAAUACUAUCGCAUUGUGAAAACAUUCAUCGACGCCAGGCCAAAGGAUUGUAGGAAUGAACGUUUUUUUCUAACGUAUUACAAAGGGAGAUGCACCGGCCAAAAUGUGGGGAUCAACUCGUUUGGCAAUAUGGGUAAAACGGUGGCGAGAUACUUGAAGUUGUCGAACCCGGAGCUGUAUACUGGCCACUGCUUCCGAAGGACCUCGGCCACUUUACUUCUUGAUGCAGGAGGUGACAUGACUUUCAAGCCUGUCCUGAAAAAAGAAUGGACGAGCGUCGUUACAGACUACAUCGACCAUUCCAUUCAAAACCAGCAGCAGCAGCCGUCGCUCGAAGCGAAGAAGCCCACGAUAUUAAACACUUCAGACAACUCAGAUUCCGACUCCAGCACGCGAACACAGCCGGAACCUUCGCCUUCAGAGCCGAACAGAGGAGAGCAGUGCCGUUUCUGCGGCGACUUCAAGGAAUGUAGCCCGGUCGUUCAGAAGCCAUACCUCAUGGGCAACAAGACUACACUGGCACUCAAUCAUUUGCGAGUCGAACUGGACUUCAGUAUAGACUCUCUCCCAAAAACCGUCUGCCGUGAGUGCGACGCGAAGCUUCUAGAAACCUUCGAAUUCAUCAAACAAGUCAACACUGCACAAUUCUCACUCGUCGCCGUCUGCCCAAACAAUGCUACAAAUGCACACAGAUCGGCCCGAAAUCGCAACAACGACAUUCAUCACAUAGAAAUUGAUACUCAAAUAGUCAAAGCUGAAUUUGAGUCCACGGAUGAAGAUUCACGUGAAAGUAAAAUUGAUAUUUGUGAAGAUUCAUUAACUCUCGGCGAAACAAUAUAUUUGAGAGAAACUCACAAGAGGAAACAUGAAGUUGAUGAUAAAAAGCCCAAGAAUGUGAAAAAGGGAAAAAGCGUAAAAAAUCAAAAUACUGAAUUAAUAAUCGAUAUAAAAGAAGAAAGGAUGGACAAUGAUGAUGGAAAUAGUGAAGAUAGUGUAGUAUUUAGUGAUACGGGGACUGAUAUGAAACCUAGCGAGUUAGAACUUGCAGAAAGUGCUUUUAAGUAUCAAAAAGAGAAGCAGACAUUUAGUGAUACACGUGUGAAAGGCAAAAAGUGUAGUGGUGAAGAGUGUAUUGAGUAAAAUUAAAUUAUGGUACAAAAUGUAUUGUGUGCACCUUUACUACAAAUGAGAUAUAAAAAUAUACUGUUAGGAUGAGAUGAGAUCAACCAUCAGUCCGAAACUAAAAUAAAGAAGGUUAAGUAUGUUAUAAUAAAUAUAGUUAAAAUACAGUAUAAGAACCGAAUUAAAUAUUUUGUUAAGAUAUAACAUAAAAAAAGUAUAAGACUGAAUCUUUUUUCCAUAUUUUAUUUUUGUUUGUUUCGUUUUCUCACUUAAAACAAUGCCAACUGUCUUAAAAUAUUAAUGCAACACAAAAUGUACAUAUCUAGUUACUUAUUGUUAUAUAAGUUAUUUCUUCUUUAACUUACCAAUAUAAGAAAAUGUUAGUUUCUCAAAUGGUUUAAAAUUGAAACAGUAUUGUUAGAAGACAAGAAAUUGUCAUAUGUCUAAAUAUUUUGUUUUGUGUGUGAUUUGUUUUGUCCAAAAUGAGAGAUGAGUAUGAUCCUUUUCAUACAAAAAUUAGAUUCAUUCUAUUUUCUAUUUGUAUCUAAACUUUAGAAAUUUGUUAAAUAGCUGAUUUGCUAAAAGAUGCGCUGUCAUAUGUGAUUUCUGUUAUUAAAGGGGCCUACAGAUUACCAGUUUGCCGGACGAUAUCAGCCUGUCAGUUCGGAGCUGUCAAAAUUUGUGUUUUAGAGUCAGUCCAUGAAAAGUCUGCAGCGGAGUUGAUAGCCCACGCAGUGCACGUGUUAUUUUAAACGUCACUUGCACUGCGUGGGCUAUCAAAUCCGCUGUAGACUUUCUUGGUCCGACUCUAGCUGGGGAGCCGACGAUGCUAAAUCAUCGGGGAUAGUGCAAUACCGCGUAACUAACAAAUGCAGUAAGGUCUAAUUUCCUUGUAACAUUGUUUGAAUUUAGAACUCUAUCGACUUUGUUAGUUACGCGGUAUUGCACUAUCCCCGACGAAAUGU
Messenger RNA from Cydia splendana, 2697 nucleotides. RefSeq lists its product as uncharacterized. Gene Ontology annotation, biological process: DNA integration; DNA recombination. Gene Ontology annotation, molecular function: DNA binding; zinc ion binding. The coding region runs from base 29 to 1750 and encodes 573 amino acids. Lineage: Eukaryota; Metazoa; Arthropoda; Insecta; Lepidoptera; Tortricidae. The transcript has 6 exons. The record is from RefSeq and is a predicted model, not a curated record. Gene Ontology annotation, cellular component: nucleus.